Spodoptera littoralis (African cotton leafworm) is the source of this 1392-nucleotide messenger RNA. The record is from the annotation of a GenBank genome assembly. Lineage: Eukaryota; Metazoa; Arthropoda; Insecta; Lepidoptera; Noctuidae.
AUGUACACUAUAUGUCUAGAAAUAUUCAAGCUUAGUAGAAUCUUUCCAAAAAGGGCAUACUCAACACUAAAUAAGACAACGAUUUUACGCCGCAUUACUCGAUCGAAAAUGGAUGAAGAAUUAAAAUGUCGUGAAAAUCCAGUCGUGUUACGUUUAGACUCGACAGAAUUCCAGAGUAUCUUUACCCCGGAAGUUUUGGCAUUAAAGAAUAUCUUUGAUAAAUAUAAAUAUGAAAUAAGAAUAGCCGGUGGUGCAGUAAGGGAUCUCUUGAUGGGUCUAAAUCCAAAAGAUCUCGAUUUCGCAACAACAGCAACACCACAACAAAUGAAAGAAAUGUUUACUACUGAAAAUAUUAGAAUGAUAAAUGCUAACGGAGAGAGGCAUGGCACUAUAACAGCCAGGAUUAAUGACAAGGAGAGUUUUGAGGUGACAACACUGAGGAUAGAUGUACUCACCGAUGGACGCCAUGCAGAAGUAGAGUUUACUACAGAUUGGAAACUUGAUGCCAACAGGAGAGAUCUUACAAUCAAUUCUAUGUUUCUUGGUUUUGAUGGCUCUGUGUAUGACUAUUUCUUUGGUUAUGAAGAUUUAAAAAAAAGAAAGAUUGUCUUUGUUGGUGACCCUGAUAGAAGAGUCAAAGAGGAUUACUUAAGAAUAAUGAGAUAUUUUCGUUUCUAUGGAAAGAUAGCAGACAAACCUGACAACCAUGAGGAAAAUACCCUUAAAGUUUUGAGAGAUAAUGUAAAAGGCCUUCAAAACAUAUCAGGGGAAAGAAUUUGGGUGGAAUUAAAAAAGAUGCUGCAGGGUAAUUUUGCUGGUAAUCUAUUGAAGACUAUGAUUGAUGUGGGUGUUGGCGAAUACAUAGGUUUACCAGCAUCUCCAAAUGUAGGGGAACUGGAGAGGUUGCUAAAAAGAGCUGAACACCUGAACUUGCAUCCAAUUUCUUACUUGGCAGCCCUCCUAACAGAUCUGGAUGAGGUGACAGUUCUAUACAACAGGUUGAAAUUUUCUGGUUAUGAUAGAGAUCUUGCAUACUUCCUGGUGGAACAUAGAGGAGACAAGGAAGGCAGCAGACCAUUAUUACCAUAUGAAAAACUAGUUUUGAAUUCCAAAAUAAAACAAAAGGAUGCAAUUGAAUAUGUAAAGGAAGUAUUAAAAUACAGAGGAGAUAAACUCUUUGAUCAGUUCAGUGAAUGGACUGUACCCAGGUUCCCAAUUAGUGGUAAGGUUUUAAAAGAAGCUGGAGUCCCACCUGGAAAAAUGUAUGGACCUAUCAUUAGCAAAAUCAAAGAUAUUUGGAUUGAGAGUAAUUACAAACUAUCAGAAGCAGAAUUAAUUAAACACAUCCCCGGCAUUAUAGAGGAAUUUGAUAAAAAUAAAUUAAAACCAUAA